CGUGACGCGUGAUCGCUGCCGUCCACCCGCGACGCUCCUGAAUCGCUCGCAGCGCAAGGCUGUAGCCGGCGGAUGCAACACGUCCCUCAGACUGACCGGUGCUGAAGCUGCGCGCGUCCCGAGGAUCCCAGCAUCCCCGCGUCCUUUCACAGCUACAGUAUGGAUCGUGAUGCCUUUUACCGUCUGAUCAAACUUCGCUCCGUUUUGUUUUGUCGCUUUAACCGUCACGCUCGCGUCCUCUCGCGAUUUAAUAUCGGUGGGAAUCGGUAACCUGACACGACAACUCGUUUUUGCGGUAGUUAUGCUUGUCGGUCUGACUCUCGAGCAACUGCGCGACGCUUUUAUUUAGUUGCACUUCGGCAUCGCCAAAAAGCGCAGAGGGAUUUCUGGAGCGAACCGCCUUCUGGACACUCAGCUGGAGCAGAACCAGUGCCAUGGGGCCCUUACUCUGGGAAGGGCGCCUGUCAUGUUUUCUUCUCCAUGCUUCUGUUCUCCUGCUGCUCAGCAAGGGGGAGCGGAUGUGCCCUGUGAGCUGCCGCUGCGAAGGCAAGAUUGUUUACUGCGAGUCUGGCGCCUUUCAAGACGUCCCGGAGAACAUCUCUCUAGGGUGCCAGGGUCUAUCCCUGCGGUACAACAGCCUCUUGUUGUUGAUACCUUACCAGUUUGCCCACCUCAACCAGCUGGUCUGGCUCUACCUGGACCACAAUUCAGUCAGCAUAGUGGACAGACUGGCUUUCCAGGGACUUCGCAGGUUAAAGGAACUAAUCCUAAGCUCUAACAAGAUUGCACAGCUGCAAAAUGGCACCUUUGAGACUGUCCCAAAUCUGCGCAACCUCGACCUGUCCUACAACCAGCUGCAGGAUCUGAUGCCGGGACAUUUUCACGGACUACGCAAGCUUCAGAAUCUUCACCUGCGCUCAAACAACAUCAAAAGCAUCCCUGUUCGUACUUUUAUGGAAUGUCGAAGCCUGGAGUUUCUAGAUUUGGGUUACAAUCGCCUACGGACUAUAACUCGCACGACCUUUCUUGGACUGCUCAGGCUGACAGAACUUCACCUUGAACACAAUCAGUUUUCCAGGAUUAACUUUUUCCUAUUUCCACGCCUCUUGAAUCUGCAGGCUCUUUAUCUGCAAUGGAAUCGCAUACGGUCGGUAGUGCAAGGUUCACCUUGGACUUGGCACACUUUACAAAAAUUGGAUCUAUCGGGCAACGAGAUUCAAGUUUUGGAUCCGGCUAUUUUUAGGUGUCUGCCCAACUUGCAUACGCUCAAUCUGGAGUCUAACAAGAUAAGCAACGUGUCCCAGGAAGUUGUUUCAUCGUGGAUCUCCAUUAGUACUAUCAACCUGGCAGGAAACAUAUGGGACUGUAGCUUUAGUAUCUGCCCUCUGGUGUCUUGGCUGAGAAACUUCAGGGGAACUAGAGAUGCCAGCAUUAUUUGCAGCACUCCCAAAACCCUUCAGGGAGAAAGAGUUAUGGACGCAGUGAGGAACAACUCUGUGUGCGAGGAGAUAUUCACUGUGGAACCGACCACGGAAUUAACUCUUCUUUUGACUACAACUACGACAACUCUUUAUGUAACAAAGCCACCCACAACCACCACUACAACCCCACGCACCACAACUAGACAGCUUUCUCAAGUUACCCAUGUACAAAGAGUCACCCCAAAAGUGUUAUUCCCUGUUCAGGCCAACAACGAAUUCCUACCACCCCUACCAGUGACACCUAGCAGCCUGCCCUUCACCCCUGAACCCGAGUUUGAGCAUAUGACUUUCCACAAGAUCAUCGCUGGCAGCGUUGCCCUAUUUCUCUCUGUGUCUUUAAUCCUAUUAGUGAUUUAUGUGUCGUGGCGACGCUACCCUAACAGCAUGAGGCAACUCCAGCAGCACUCCAUUCGACGCAAGCGCAGGAAAAAGACUCGAGAGCCUGAGCACAACAUCAACUCUCAACUGCAAGAGUAUUACCUAAGCUACAACCAUGCCAAUGCCGAGACCAUGGACUCUUUGGUUAACGGGGCGUGCACCUGCACCAUCUCGGGCUCCAGAGAGUGCGAGGUAUGACCUACCGCUAAAAAAACGCAUUCUCUGCACCGGGGAGUCAGAGAAUGCAUACACGUAUCCCAGACCGCUGCCAGGGGCCUGGAUGGGAGACAUAUCCACAAUUCACUGAGGGGCCCGUGAGAAAAUGCACCGCUGCCCAUAAUGAUUUGCAGCGGCUCAGAUAAAGCCUUUCCUGGAUUUUGCUUCAGCUCUGAGAAUUUUCCAACACAAAAGGAGAAAGAAUUAGGCUGAAUGGGCGGCGCACAUCCUCAACCCCUCAUUUUGGACUCUUUUAAAAGUGGAGCAAGCGGAUACGGCAUCAAUUUGACACCCCGUUCUCGAGUCGAACCGGUUUGGUUUUUUACUUCGACCAACAAUAAACAUCCCCCGCAAUGGGGCUUGCGAGCACGCAAGGCAAAUCCAUCCGUAAUGAACCAGCGAAAUGUUUCUCGUCCCUGCCAUUGUUGCUGUAUGAUAGCUACUACCUGCUCUCCCCAAGCAAUCGACGCCCACCGUCCAACUUCCCGUCCUGUUCAUCCCUUUGUGUUGUGUAGUGAUGUGACAGACUAUUCAUGCCGAACCAUCGGAAACGUCUCUCGUGAUCAGUGGAUGGUAAUUGCUCAAUUGAGCACAACCCACGAGGAUGUUUCUGAGGUCUACAUAACAACAGAAGAUAUUUUUGACUGCUGUGAAAACAUCGUGAAGAAAAGCCUGUUUGCUAGGACUGUAACCUCACCAAGCGUUCCCACUGUGAUUUGAUUUCAACCCUGGCUGAACUCGGACACACCACGGGAGAGCUGAAUUGUGGGUAUCGUAUGUGUGUCGUGAAUGUGCUUUUUUGUUCUCUGCUUAAAGCUGGAAUUUCCACCUUCCCUGGAUUUUUAGGAGUCUUUUCUCUUUGUUGAGACAGAAAAGUUAGCUGACUAUUUUUGUAUGAGCAACAUAUCAUCCGAAUGUGACGAAUCAAAGAGAGAUCGGCUUCAUGUUUUUGAAACACUUGCAUCUGGAUGCCUUUUUGUUGCUUGACAUCUGAUCAUCACUCCGGACGUUUUCUCUCAGCAACAUCUUGAUUUUGUGCUGCAAAUUCGGCAUGGCAUAAAACGGUGGUUCUCAACCAGGUCUGUUCUAAGUUCUGAUCAGGGUCGUGGAUGAGUAAUGAAGAGCAGCUAACAAUAUGAUCAUUCAUAUUAUAUUCAGUUUAGACGGCAAAAUAAAUGCUUUUGUUUUUGCCGACAAAGAUGUGUGCGAUCCAACUCUACAGUAUUUUGGCACAAAUUCAUCCACUAGACAGAAAGAGAAUCCAAAAAUGAAGAGGCUGCAUGACAUAAUCCUCAAAAACUGUGAACAAACUACUAAACAUGAGGAAAAUAUGACCCACACUACAUUAAAUACGGGUUCACAGGGUUUGUGUUUUAUAUUGUGAAUUUUUGUUUGUUUAGGGCAUCCACCUUUAGAAACCAAAAUAGCUAGCUUCUGUCACGUUAAUAAUUUUGCAUAUCGCUGGGCCUUAGCAUUUCUUGGAAAUAUUACUACAUUAAUACAGCUUUUUUUACUUUUUGUACUGUAAACAAUUUGGGUGUCGUGUCGGGUCACCACUUAAUUUCCGAUGCAAAAUCUGGGUUCUGGGUUGUAAGAUCUUCACACUUGGACAACCAUAAUACCUUCAUCCCAUUAGAUUUUGGUCCUUGAUGAGAUUCCUACUGACCCCAAACAUUAUACCGGUAGGGUGUAUCCUGGACAGCUAAAAAAAAGCCACAGGUAACAAGUGCAUCUGUGCAACAGUAGGACAAAGCAAUGUAAUAAUGUCGCUAAACCCAACCAGUGCAUCAAUGAAUGAGUGCAAACAGACAGAAAGUCCGCGCCCACUGCCAUCUGUCCAAAAGCAUCCAAAAAAACCCUUGAUUGUUGCAUAAUCAUUAUAAUUACAUCCAUUGUAAUUGAUUAACAUAUAUGCAGCUGUGCCAGUAACAAGCUGAGUGAGAACUAAAAAGGCCAAAGCAGAACAAGUGGUUAUUGCUAUCAGUCAAAGUUAUUAGAUAAAGAGAGCUGGAUUGGAGUUUGGAAGAGUAACUCGCUCUUAAAAACAAAGGUUCUUUUGUUGGUAUUGAUGGGUCCACUACAUAAAAGGUCCUUUAUAGCGACAUGAGGUUAUUCAAAUUAUUAACAUGGUACCACUAAGGGGAAAAAUUACCUGAAAGGUUCUUUGGAGAACCCAAAUGGUUUUACUAUGACAUCCCUGCUAUUAAUUUCCAUUUAAAAUCUUUAUUUUUAAGAGUGUAGAAACGUAACAUUUCACAAAAGGUUCUGUAUAGUGCAACGCGUUCUUCAAAAUAAGAAAUAAUUAGAUAACUAGAUACCUUCGCUAAAACUGUGAUGCUUGCACAAGCAAAACUGACCAGUAGUGUGCACUGCAUGGUUUCAGUACAAUGCUUCUGGGUCAUUACACCAUAUCAUAAAGGCCUACAUGCAAGUCUCUAUGAUAUUUUGAUCUCAAGAUUAAAGGCUUAGGUCCUCUCUUCGAUAUCUGAGGGAAUCUUUUGCCCGUUUGAUCACCUGCCAGGAAGAAAUCAUAAGUCAGAUCACUUAGAAAACGAAUAGCACGUCUUUCAACAAGCUGCGUGAUUUGUGGUAUCUCAUGCCCGAAGUACAAACGCUGAGGAUGAGCCACAAAUGGAUGAGUCACGCACUAAAACAGCUCUUAAUUCUGAGCAAUAGCGAGAGUUAGGCUUGCCUAUGCAAACUCCGCUGAGAAGAGAUGUAAAACAAACCGCUGAAUCGUGUGCCAUCAUGUGUCCUUUAGUGAGAAAUGGCCACCCUUAAAGUCUCAUGUUAUCAGAUCCUCUAAGGGAGAGCCACGUCUGCCAAGAACACACAAUCUAUCAAUGUCACUGCAGGGACGGUCUGACUGCGGGGGUUUCUGUGCAAUUUACUUAGUAACAUUUCACAUCCUCUAGAAGAACAGGCCAAAUAACUCACAGAUUUCAGAUUGGGAGAACAGCUCUCCCCUGAUUUAUUGAUUUUUGUUUCUUUUAGAAAUCCUUUAGUCAGAGAUAUGAUAAAAAAAAAAAACGUUUCGGUUGCUUAAUCAUGCCUCUCUGUUUAAAGCAUGAUGAAGUUUUUCUUACCUCCCAAGAAACAACUGGUCAGAUGAAUAAGAUUUUCCCAUAGUUCUCUGAGGCCUUUCACAUGCUGGUAUGCUCAAUAUGCAUGCGUAUUUCUGGUACCCAUCCACUUUUCAGAAUGCACAACGACCUUGGGUUUCUAAAGCAAAACUAGGCUGAUGGCGAAAACGAAAAUGAUGCAAUUUGCUUCCCUAAGAGGCCUCUAUUAGCUGAACAUGUUCAAGGCUCUGUACCAUUAUGAUUGAACUGAAGUAGACAGACGGUGAAGGUGUAAAUACUGAUUUGCAUUUUGAGCUCAUGUGUGAAAAGGGUCAAGGACAAAUUGCCCAGUUUUGCUCUUUCAAGCAGCACUCACAUUUUCUACGUUUGAGGACAUGCCUUUUGUUUAAAAAAUAGGCUUUUCAAAGCAUAGUUGUUCUUUAUGUUCUCAUUAAAAACAUAGAAAUGCUGUGAAGUUACAUUCUGUCUUAACCUUAUGAAGCUAGAAAACCAACAGAACCAGAAAACUCCAUUUGUUGAUGUCUUGAACUUCAAUUUAUGUAUUUUUCUGUUUUCAUUGUAUCCUUUGAUUUUUCCAUUAGUGGAAAUAAAUAAAAAAUAAAAAACGAAGCCACAGAAAUGAAAAGCAAAUCAUAAAAGAAUAAAUCACCCAAAAAUGAAAAAUUGCUGAAAUAUUACUCACCCUCAAGCAAUCUAAUGUGAAGUUAAGUUUUUGUUUUUUUUUCCUCCCUUCUUUUUAAUCAGAACAGAUUUGGAUGAAUUUAGCAUUACAUCACACCACGAGAAUCCAAACAGCUGAUAAAAAGUAAUCCGCAGUCUAUCGAAUGAUUUCUUGUGAAGUAAAAAAAAUAAAUUAAAAAGUGCAUUUGUAAGAAAUAGAUGUAUCAAAAUGCUCUUUUUUAACUUUAAAUUGUUGAUUCCGGCUAAAUAUGAAGAGAAAAAUCAAGCUCAGAUCAAACUCCAUUUACUAGCGAAAAAAGUCCAAAACAGGACUUAUAUUGAUGUUUUCAUCAUCUGUUUGGACUUUCAUUCAGGCGGCACCCAUUCGCUGCAGAGGAUGCAUUGAAGAACAAGUGAUGUAAUGCUAAAUUUAUCCAAAUCCUUUCCCGUGACGAAUUAAAUCGUGGCCUUAGGGUGAGGCCAUUUUCUUUGCAAAUGUUAAUUUUUGUAUGAACUACACCUUUAAAACCUGGAGAAAAAAAACACUCUUCAGCAUGUCCGGUCCUAAUUUCUUGUUAGCGAAAGGAAACAAAAUGCGCUCGUCAAUUAGUGUCGUCUAGUCUAAUUUCCAGGUCAUUAAUGCGAGUAAAUGACAUUGACCUUAAAUUUAUGCUAAUUAUCCAGGUCAGCUUUUCAAUUAAACUUCCCGCUAAAUUUGUCAUUACAAUAUGCAAAGAAAAACGCUUACCAAAUGAAAUAAAAAAAAAUAAGCAUUUUGGACCCCGAUGACAAGCGCAUCGGCACGGUGAUCUAUAUGUACAUUAACCCCGGAGACAGACGCGGCGGUUAGAGGUUAACGGCACUGACUCGAUCUCAGUCUGUGCUCGUGAAUGUUUGUAUGAAGGAUAAACUGCUCCUCCUUCAACUUUAAUGCCAGACGCAACAGACUCGCACCUGCUUUCUCACUCAUCAUCCAUGUCAUGCGUGCGACUGGAGAGACAUUUGAGAGAGGCUUCCGUGGAUGUUUCCAAGGUUUAAGACUGGUUAAGCUUCAUUGGCGACCUCUGUGACAUGAUCUCAAUCAAAAGGGGGACACUGACUCGUGUAUAAAUGAAACCACACUGGACGAUAUAACCAGAUCAAAACCUCGGGAUAUCGAAUUGGCUCAUGCCAAUAGCAGCUGCUGCUUCAAAGAGUUCAAUAAAAAGUGGUCCAUUUGAUGUGUUCCGCUAUAUUCCUAGCCUCCUGAAGCUUUUGAAUUCAAUACGUUAUAUUUGCGGCUUCAUACAGGACUUUGAAAGUCGACACAUAAUAGACGAGUUGUAAUUCACCUGUGGGAAAAAUGAAUAACAAAAACACAUUUUAACAUUCCAAGGAAGAAAAAAAACUAAUUGCUUGUGAGGUUCUUCAUUCGUAAGUCGCUUUGAAUAAAAGACUUAGAAUAAUCUUGCCCACCGGUAAAUGCAUAAUUAAUGUAUAAAUAGCAGCGGUAAUGACCCUGGUUAACACAAAUUAGUACAAGCUCAACGCGAGACCAGUUUGAUCGCGUUUACGUUGACGUGCUUACAAUAGAAGUCAAGGAUUUUUAUAUCGGAUAUAAAAUUGUAAAGAAAAGGCCAGUAAGUGAUUUCAUCACGCUGUUUCGCGUAAACACCAAUUACGUUCAGGUUUUGAUCACUUUCCUUUCAAAACAUUUUUUCUUGUUUAAUGACUACCGCUGAAAGAACCGUAAGGUAAAAGCACCUCGUGCUUGUUUUUACAUCCUGAAGUGGAAUCGAUUUUCACCGUGUCACAGAUGUCGUCUCUAUAGCUUUAUUUAGAUUGAACCGGAAUUUCUUCAUUAAGACUUCAUUAUGAUGAUGCAUCAAUCACACUGUGACACACACUGCUUCUGUAUGUUCAUCUUUCUCUGUGAUCACAGUCCACCUGGCUGUGCCUUGCGGCGUGCAUUUCAUAAAAAAUAUCAGCUAAAAUGAAAAAAAAAAAAACACAACGCUUGCCAUGCUCACAUGUACAGACUUGUGAAAUCCUGGACCAGAGAUUAAAGAUAUGUUGAUAUUUGUAUUUUUAUCUGUAUCCUCGGUAUGUGUGUGACUCCGUUUCUUUAGAAAAAUAAAAGAAGUACUUUCAUAAAAUCA
Messenger RNA from Puntigrus tetrazona (Sumatra barb), 7956 nucleotides. RefSeq names its product leucine rich repeat transmembrane neuronal 4 like 2 (gene lrrtm4l2). Gene Ontology annotation, cellular component: plasma membrane. The coding region runs from base 435 to 2057 and encodes 540 amino acids. Gene Ontology annotation, molecular function: protein binding. The transcript is spliced from 3 exons. The record is from RefSeq and is a predicted model, not a curated record. NCBI's taxonomy places the organism in Eukaryota, Metazoa, Chordata, Actinopteri, Cypriniformes, Cyprinidae.